AUGGACAGUUUAACAGAUUCCCCAAUUGAAUGGGAGAGUGAAACUUUUGAAGAAGAAAAACAAAGAUGGUUUGUAAAACAACAUAUCAUGUUUUUAAUUGAUGCUUCAAAACCAAUGCACAAUACUUAUAACAACACAACUUUUUUCGCAACAAGUAUUGCACUUUGCAAAAAAGUAGUUUUAAAACUUAUUAGAGAGAGCAGAAAUGAUAAAAUAGGUAUAUUGAUAUACGGUACAAACGAUGAAAAUAAAAAAUGUCCCAAGUAUAUUAAUGUGUUGUCCGAACCAAUAAAACCUAACAUUCAGUUAAUUAAAAAGCUUGAUGAUGUGCUAACUGGUAACCCCAUUCAAACUGGAAAAUGUCCUUUGUCACCACUAUCAGACGCGGUAUGGUAUAGUAACUAUCUUAUAAAAAAAUGUAGUGAAAAUCAAAGCUGUAGUACUAUUAUGCUCAUUACAUGCAAUGAUCAACCUGACAUAGGGGAUUCUAAAAAACAAUUCCAUCUAAGAACAAGAAUUGAUGAUGUUAUUAAAAACAAUAUUGAUUUUAAGCUUAUACCUAUUGGUGCCACAUUUAACAUGAACCUUUUCUAUGAAGGUCUCCUAAAGAACUUCAACAGUAUCUCAAAACCCAUCAAUGGGUUAGAGAGUAUAGAUGAUAUUAUGUUGGAAAUCAAUGACAAAUUGAAACAUGGUAGAAGUGUAUCAAAAAUAAAAUUCUUUAUUAAUAACGAAUUUUACAUAUCUACUGCAUUGUACAAAUUUUAUACAAAAUUAAAAAUGCCAUCAAAAGUAAAGCUGGACAAAAGGACUAAUAAACCUUUGACUAGUAAUACUCAAGUAUUUACAUUACACACUAAAGAAUUAAUGUAUAAAUCUGAUCAGGCUAAAUAUUUGGUAGUAGGAGAGGAAAAAAUAAUUUUUAAAAACGAAGACAUGACAAUUCUGAAAAGUGGUAUUAUAGAACCUGGUAUUAAAUUACUUGGUUUUACAAAUAAAGAAAAUAUUAUGAUAUUGUACCAUUUUAAAACGUCCAUCUUCCUUCGCCCUAAUAAUGAUGUAGUUGAAAGUAGUAUUCGUAUGUUUAAUACUCUUCUUGAAUGCUGCUUGGAAGAAAAUAAAUGUAUAAUGUGCUCCAUAAAAAUUAGGAAUGGAGGAAGAGUUCAUUUAUCCGUCCUGAUACCUCAAGCAGAAAUUAAGGACGAAUCGGGUACUCAAAACCAUCCAUCAGGAUUUCAUGUAAUAUUUUUGCCAUUUCUUGAAUGUUUGAAACCAGUAAAACCAAUGGAACCAACAAAAGUCUAUGAGUCGUUAACAGAUAAACAAAUCUCAAUAGGUAGGAAAAUAUGUGAAAGCAUGCCCAUCGAUUAUUAUCCAGCACUGAUUAAGAACCCUAAAAUAAACGUUCAUUGGGCAAUGUUGGAAUCUAUGGCAUUGGAAUCAGAAUUACCCAACAUUUUAGAUGAAACACUUCCAGCAAAUGAUGUGUUUAAUAAAAGUUUGAGUGCAGUAAAAAAUGAUGUAGGUGGAGAGCUUUUCUCAAGUAGUUGUAAUCUACCAAAGGCAAAUAAAAGAACCAAUUAUUCUGGUAGUCAACAUGUUAGUGCGAAAGAAAGAAAAAGAAAAAAUUGA
Macrosiphum euphorbiae (potato aphid) is the source of this 1632-nucleotide messenger RNA. The record is from the annotation of a GenBank genome assembly. Lineage: Eukaryota; Metazoa; Arthropoda; Insecta; Hemiptera; Aphididae.